AUGCAAGAAGAGAUUGCUAAUAAGUGGAGGAAAUUGAACCCUAAAGUGAAGGCAAUAUAUGGUUCUGCCUUGGAAGGUUCGAGUGGGCAACGGUUAGCAAUUAAUGAUAUUGGGUUCAAUCCUGAUACGUCUUCUAUAGAACUGCACGACAAUGUGUUUGGAAUAAAUGCCGUUGAGUUUGGGCGUGUUAUGGGUCUUAAGAACACCGGCGAGGAUGUUGAACUCGACUCGCCGAUAGAAGAUGAAAAGGUGAAACAGUUAGUAAAGAGUUUCUGUGGAAAUGGCAAGAGAGUAUUAGUAAGGGGUUUAGCUGAACAAUUGGAAAUGUGUGAAAAUGUGGAUGAGGACUUUAAAGUUUGA
Molecule: messenger RNA, 360 nt
Organism: Prunus armeniaca (apricot)
Lineage: Eukaryota; Viridiplantae; Streptophyta; Magnoliopsida; Rosales; Rosaceae
Source: the annotation of a GenBank genome assembly